GAGAGAGAGAGAGAGAGAGAGAGAGUUAAGGAGAAUGCAAAGGGAGUGGGGUAGGACUUAGGAGGGGGUGUUGUAGCAAAUGAAUAUCAGCCACUCACAUAAGCCCACUCCUCCUCAGUGCCAUUCCCUCCCCCCAUUCAUGGGCUCACUAAGAUAUCACUGUAAUCCCACAUUAAAUACCACCCCACUAUAAGACCACUAACCUCUCUCCUCCUCUUCUCAACUUCCCCAUUUCCUCUUGCUAAAGACUCUCUCUCACCACCAUCCUUCCCAUGGCUCUCUCCACAUUCUCUCUUCCUGGCUAUGUUCUUGGUGUAAAUGCUGCAGAUCCCCAGAAGGCCACCUCCCUCUCUCCCCAUUUGCUUGGUGGAGUUGAUUUCCAAUCCCACAAGCAUCAACACAGGCUUCCCAAGCCUAGGAGAAAGCCAUGUGUUUGUGCAUCACUAUCAGAGGCAGGAGAGUACCAUGCACAGAGGCCACCAACUCCUCUGCUGGACACAGUCAAUUACCCAAUUCAUAUGAAGAACCUCUCCAUCAAGGAGCUUAAACAGCUAGCCGAUGAGCUCCGUUCUGAUGUUAUCUUCAAUGUAUCAAAGACCGGGGGUCACCUCGGCUCGAGUCUUGGUGUGGUUGAGUUGACAGUGGCGCUCCAUUAUGUCUUCAAUGCUCCCCAGGACAAGAUUCUAUGGGAUGUCGGACACCAGUCGUACCCGCACAAAAUCUUGACAGGAAGACGGGACAGGAUGCCAACAAUUAGACAGACUAACGGGUUGUCGGGAUUUACCAAACGUUCGGAGAGUGAAUAUGAUUCCUUUGGUACUGGUCACAGUUCAACCAGUAUUUCGGCAGCUCUUGGAAUGGCUGUGGGGAGGGACCUCAAGGGAAGAAAGAACAACGUGAUUGCAGUAAUAGGAGACGGAGCCAUGACUGCCGGGCAAGCUUAUGAAGCCAUGAACAAUGCUGGCUAUCUCGACUCCGAUAUGAUCGUCAUUCUGAAUGAUAACAAACAGGUUUCUCUGCCUACUGCAACCCUUGAUGGACCAAUUCCGCCAGUUGGAGCUUUGAGCAGUGCGCUCAGUAGAUUGCAGUCCAGCAGGCCCCUACGAGAACUCAGGGAGGUGGCCAAGGGAGUUACAAAGCAGAUCGGUGGAUCAAUGCAUGAAUUGGCUGCGAAAGUUGAUGAGUAUGCUCGAGGAAUGAUCAGUGGGUCUGGUUCAACCUUGUUUGAAGAGCUCGGCCUCUAUUAUAUUGGCCCAGUAGAUGGCCACAACAUGGAUGACCUCAUCACCAUUCUAAAGGAGGUCAAAAGCACGAAAACGACUGGCCCAGUUCUUAUCCAUGUUGUAACUGAGAAAGGCCGAGGUUAUCCCUAUGCUGAGAGGGCCGCCGACAAAUAUCAUGGUGUGGCCAAGUUUGAUCCAGCGACUGGAAAGCAGUUCAAAUCUAGCGCUAAGACCCAAUCAUACACCAACUACUUUGCCGAAGCUUUAGUAGCUGAGGCAGAGGUGGACAAAGAUAUAGUUGCGAUUCAUGCGGCAAUGGGAGGAGGAACGGGCCUCAACUACUUCCUACGCCGCUUCCCAAAUCGGUGCUUCGACGUCGGAAUUGCUGAGCAGCAUGCUGUCACCUUUGCAGCCGGUUUAGCUUGCGAAGGUCUUAAGCCAUUCUGCGCAAUUUACUCGUCCUUCUUGCAAAGGGCUUAUGAUCAGGUUGUCCAUGAUGUGGACCUCCAAAAACUCCCUGUAAGAUUUGCAAUGGACCGGGCUGGCCUUGUCGGUGCUGAUGGGCCGACUCACUGUGGAUCAUUUGAUGUGACAUACAUGGCAUGUCUCCCGAAUAUGGUUGUCAUGGCUCCUUCAGAUGAGGCUGAACUCUUUCAUAUGGUAGCUACUGCGGCAGCCAUCAACGAUCGGCCAUCCUGCGUCCGUUAUCCGCGAGGGAAUGGUAUCGGUGUCCUCCUACCCCCAGGAAACAAAGGCGUCCCAUUGAAGGUGGGCAAAGGGAGGAUACUUGUUGAGGGCGAGAGAGUGGCUCUUUUGGGGUAUGGAACUGCAGUCCAAAGCUGCUUGGCUGCAGCAUCUUUGUUAGAGAAGCACGACCUUAAGAUAACAGUGGCUGAUGCAAGAUUCUGCAAACCGUUGGAUCAGGCUCUCAUCAGAAGCCUAGCUAAGUCACAUGAGGUCCUUGUCACCGUAGAAGAAGGGUCGAUCGGCGGAUUCGGUUCCCAUGUUGCUCAGUUCUUGGCCCUUAAUGGUCUUCUUGAUGGUAAAGUUAAGUGGAGGCCAAUGGUACUUCCCGAUCGAUACAUCGAGCACGGAUCACCUUCUGAUCAACUAGCUGAAGCCGGCUUGACGCCUUCUCACAUUGCAGCUACUGUGUUUAACAUCCUCGGGCAGACGAGGGAGGCUCUUGAAAUCAUGUCAUAGCCAAGUUACACUUAUAGAGUGAGAACUCUCCUCUAGAGAGAGUGUGCGCGCGCGCGCUUGUAUUUUGUCCUCCUAGCUGUGUAAAAACAUGAUGCAAAUUUUUGUACAGUAUUAUGCGACAGUAAAGCAGUUACAAUAGCCAUUCCUUGGUAAAUAUACUUGUUUUCGGUUGAAAA
Ananas comosus (pineapple) is the source of this 2602-nucleotide messenger RNA. RefSeq names its product probable 1-deoxy-D-xylulose-5-phosphate synthase, chloroplastic. Gene Ontology annotation, biological process: chlorophyll biosynthetic process; terpenoid biosynthetic process. Gene Ontology annotation, molecular function: 1-deoxy-D-xylulose-5-phosphate synthase activity. The coding region runs from base 273 to 2426 and encodes 717 amino acids. The transcript is spliced from 10 exons. Lineage: Eukaryota; Viridiplantae; Streptophyta; Magnoliopsida; Poales; Bromeliaceae. The record is from RefSeq and is a predicted model, not a curated record. Gene Ontology annotation, cellular component: chloroplast.